AUGGGUAUUUGCCUUAGCAACCAAAUCAAGGCCGAGAGCCCAUUUCAUACUGGUACAGGUGUCAAUUCUUCUAGAAAUGUCAGUGGAGGUGGGAUAGAGUUAAGUAACUCAAGCAGCGUGGGUUCAUCUGCUUCAAUAUCCCAGACUCCUCGGACUGAGGGUGAGAUCUUGCAGUCCUCCAACUUGAAAAGCUUCUCAUUCAAUGAUCUGAAGGCAGCCACAAGAAACUUCCGUCCCGACAGCAUCUUAGGGGAAGGGGGUUUCGGUUCUGUUUUCAAAGGAUGGGUUGACAAGCCUUCACUUGCAGCAUCAAAGCCAGGCGUUGGGAUGAUGAUCGCUGUUAAGAGGCUGAGACAAGAUGGGGGGCAGGGUCACAAGGAAUGGCUGGCUGAAAUCAAUUAUCUUGGUCAGUUGCGUCAUACUAAUCUUGUAAAAUUGAUUGGUUACUGCUUAGAGGAUGACCACAGACUUUUGGUCUAUGAGUUCAUGUCCAAGGGUAGCAUGGAGAAUCAUCUAUUCAGGAGAGGUUCUUACUUCCAGCCACUUUCUUGGAGCCUGCGAAUGAAAAUUGCUCUUGGUGCUGCACGAGGACUUGCCUUUCUUCACAGUGCCGAGCCGCAAGUAAUAUAUCGGGACUUCAAGACUUCUAAUAUCCUGCUUGACUCUAACUACAAUGCCAAACUUUCUGAUUUUGGGUUAGCCAGAGAUGGGCCAACUGGUGAUAAGAGUCACGUCUCUACUAGAGUUAUGGGGACUUAUGGAUAUGCUGCUCCCGAGUAUCUAUCCACAGGUCAUUUAACUGCCAAGAACGAUGUAUACAGCUUUGGCGUGGUUCUGCUAGAAUUUUUAUCUGGUAGGAAAGCAAUAGACAAGAAUCAGCCAGCGGGGGAACAUCAUCUUGUUGACUGGGCAAAACCUUACCUCACAAACAAACGUAGAAUUCUUCAUGUUAUGGAUAUCCGUCUUCAAGGCCAAUAUUCCUUGGGUCGAGCCCUAAAGGCAGCUCAUCUUGCGCUCCAGUGCCUAUCCACGGAUCCAAGGUCAAGGCCGAACAUGGAUGAGGUGGUAACUGCUUUGGUGCAGCUUCAGGAGACUUCGAAAAAUGAUCAAGCAAGUCACCAAUCAAACCAGAAAACUCACCAUAAAAACCGACCUAGUUCCUUCAAAAGCAGUGCUGGAGAAAUGCGUGGAGUAACAACUCACCGCAGACCAUCAGCUUCCCCUCUUCACACGUAG
Messenger RNA from Fraxinus pennsylvanica, 1236 nucleotides. Lineage: Eukaryota; Viridiplantae; Streptophyta; Magnoliopsida; Lamiales; Oleaceae. The record is from the annotation of a GenBank genome assembly.